This is a messenger RNA of Lytechinus variegatus (green sea urchin), 2930 nucleotides long. RefSeq names its product leucine-rich repeat-containing protein 74A-like. The transcript has 17 exons. The record is from RefSeq and is a predicted model, not a curated record. Gene Ontology annotation, molecular function: protein binding. The coding region runs from base 191 to 2350 and encodes 719 amino acids. Lineage: Eukaryota; Metazoa; Echinodermata; Echinoidea; Temnopleuroida; Toxopneustidae.
CGCGUUCCGUUUCCUAACAACCAACUGACUGCCGUCGAAGACCGCUGCCGAUAUUGUUAGAAGAAUUUCGUAAUGUUUAGAUCCACUUAGAAGAUUUGAAUUACUAGAAGAAGCUGAAAAUGCACAGGGCAGUUUGUUUAUGAUUUGUAAUUAGUUUGACGCCGUGUCCCAUUAAAAAAAUAAAUCAAUAAUGUCCGAUACAAAACCAGCCAGACGUCACGCCUGCGGGCACAAUCACGGAGAAUCUUCCCCCUCCACUGGCCCGGUCGUGAGGCCCAGAUGUCGGCGUACGGCUUCUGCCACUGCUGCUGCUAUUGGUGGAUUGAAAGGACAAAGCAGCAUCAGCAGUAGGCCCAGAUCUAUCGAAUAUGAUGUAAUUGUUAAUAGAGUGAAAAGCAAAAAGAAAAAGUCUGCGACUAGUCGGAAGCGUGGAGCAUCCCCAGAAAGAAGCAGCCCUCAUGGAUUCCUUCAGCAUUUGGUUGCCACGGAUACGGCAUCUAGGAAAGAUACCCUCUCUCCAACUCUGCUCAACAUAGGUGAGAUCAGUCUGGUAGAUGAAAGGGGAGACGCUGACACUCUGUUCGUAAGAAGGAAGUCUCCAAGGCAUGAUGUUACUCAGGCAACGCUUCAUAGGUCAAGCGGUAGACCUAAGACUGCUUCUCCAAGCAGGUCCUCAAGUAAAAGUCCACAUAGACGUGGCAAGCGGUCUCCCAGUCCUAAGAGCCUCUCCCCUCUGAGGGCAUCAAGUGCUCCUGGCCAUCACAUACUACCACACAACAGGAGAUCUAGUUUGGGUGAUUCCAUUUUGGAUGAGAGGAGGCAGAGCACACCAUGGUCUAUCACUGAAUUACAGGAUGAUGAAAGAAGUUCGUCCGCAACCCCAGAUACCAGGGAUGAACAUUUAACAACCCCAGAUGAUGUCACUGCGACAACCAAUGAAGAAGAAGAAGCAUCAAGAGAGAAAGAGGAUCGCAUUCUAAAAGAUCCUAUUAAAGAAAUGAUGAGAGCUGAUGACAAUGAGGAUGACUAUGACACUGAUCUUGAAGAACAUUUCCCUCCUAAGCCUCGAGUUAUACGUGAUGCUUCUGGCAGGCAAGUGUAUGUGCAGAAGUGCAAAGAAGAAGGUGUUGAUCCAGCUUCAUAUGUUCUAAGACAUUUGACAGACCCUGCCUUUCAGUUGAGACAUCGUUACCUUGAUGCACAGAACAUUGUUCCACUUACCAAAGCUAUGAAAAACAAUUCAAUGAUAGAGACGUUAGAUCUGUGUGAUAAUCAUCUUCAAGAUGACAGCGGAAUUGCCAUAGCAACCAUGCUGGAAAAUAAUGUCAAUAUCACCAAAGUUGAUAUAUCUCACAACCUGGUUCGUGGAAGAGGAAUCACAGCUUUCUCUAACAUGUUAGAAUCCAACUACACAUUGAAGACCCUUUGUUUACGAGCAAAUCACCUGACGGACAAAGAUGCGAUGCCCUUAGCAGAAGCAUUGAAGAACAAUGCAACACUCACAGAACUUGACUUGAGUUACAAUGAACUAGGAGAGAUGGCUGGGAUACAUCUUGGCUCAGGACUGGCAGUGAAUGAUGGACUGAACUAUCUUGAUCUGAGAUGGAAUGCAGUAAGGAACAAAGGUAUCGCAGCAUUGGCUAAUGCUCUCAAGGUCAACACUAUUCUUGAGGUUCUUGACCUUUCAAACAACGGUGUGUCAGUCCCAGGAUGCAUUGCACUCAUGAGAGCUCUCAAGAUUAAUACAGGACUACGAAUCCUAAAUCUAAGUUACAAUCACAUCAAUAGUGUUGGUGCUCAGAAGCUUUCAAUUGGAAUAAAAAAGAACUCUCGAUUGGCUGGACUAUUGUUAACAUCCAAUCCCAUCGGAGAUGAAGGAAUGGUGGCACUGUGUAAAGCUUUUAAACUGAAUCCCACCUUGAGAUUAGUAGCAUUACAGAACAUCCCAAUGCCAUUGAUUAUCCAUCAGAAGAUUCGGGAUGUAAUGGAAGCUAAGGACAUUCAUGUUCUCAAGCUUGAUGUAGACGGUCAUAAACGCAACAUACCCCCGAGUCAUGUAGCAGCCAUGGUGGAUCAGUUCAUCUGUGACAACCAGUCUAGGAUCUUGAGCCAUUGUCUAGCGCAGGACAUAGAAGCCACAGGAAACCUGUCUGUUGCUCAGAUCAAGAAGGCCCUGUGGGACUCGGGACUAGAUGUUAGUGAGGAGCAACUAGAUACAGCACUCAGGCAAACCAAAGUGAUUAAACACAGAACUGUGCCAUAUAGACCUAUGUUAGAUGGCCUCUCAGCACUGCUCAUGCUACCAAGCUGGAAGGCACCUACACCUAGAUUGACAAGUAGGGUCACUUAAUCUAACACUUCUUCCCUUUUAAUGAUACAAAUACUGUUAUUUUACAGCACAUUACACAUCCUGCCAUGUGAUCUAGUGAUUGUAAUGGACACGUUAAUGAAAUCUAUUGUACUUACUUUCCAGACUGGGAUUGCACAAAGUCUGUAAAGGUGUGACAAUACAUGCUACACAGCCAGGUAUUGUGCAAAAUCUAUGCCUUUUCACAAUCUUACUGCUCCAAACAUAAUGAAUUAUGUUGAGGGCAUUUUCAACCUUGAUGAUUUGUUUACUUGUACAUUCCUGCCUAUGUAUUAGGCAUUGACCUGCAACUGACUUAUUUAAAAAAAUACAUUUUAUCACCUUGCCUCAUUUCGAUAUCCCUUUUAACAAGGCUCAACUGACUUGUUUUUGUCUUUUCAUAAUUUCAUGGCAAUAAUAAAGACACCAUAAAGGCUCAGAAACUUGCAUACUCACAAGCCAUCUGAUGAAAAUUUUGAAUCUUGUCGGUAGGGUAAAUGCAUGAAUAUUCAUUAAUCUGUAAUGGGGUGCAAUCUUAUGACAGUUGACCAGUCAAAACAAUGGGUUUUCCCGCUCCGUAUGG